This is a messenger RNA of Rosa chinensis, 1494 nucleotides long. RefSeq names its product metacaspase-4. The record is from RefSeq and is a predicted model, not a curated record. The transcript has 2 exons. Gene Ontology annotation, molecular function: cysteine-type endopeptidase activity. Gene Ontology annotation, biological process: proteolysis. Lineage: Eukaryota; Viridiplantae; Streptophyta; Magnoliopsida; Rosales; Rosaceae. Bases 123 to 1364 code for a protein of 413 amino acids.
AGUAUACAGGACCUCACCACCACCAGCCAGUCAGUCACUAGUCCUACCCAUACAGCCAGAUCAUAUAUAUCACAUUACACUAAGAAAGGAGAAUCAUCGUGGCCCUGUAAGAACCGAUAACAAUGGCGAAGAAGGCAGUACUGAUUGGCUGCAACUACCAAGGCACCAAGGCCGAGCUCAAGGGCUGCAUUAACGACGUCAACCGCAUGUACACCUGCCUCAUCGAUCGCUACGGCUUUUCCCAGGAGGACAUCAAUGUUCUGAUCGACACAGACGACUCCUACACUCAGCCAACCGGCAAAAACAUCCGCGGGGCUAUCACCCAUCUUAUCCGAUCUGCCGAUUCCGGGGAUGUUUUGUUUGUUCACUACAGUGGACAUGGGACCCGCCUUCCCGCCGAGACCGGCGAUGACGAUGACACGGGUUAUGACGAGUGCAUCGUCCCCACUGACAUGAACCUCAUCACUGAUGAUGACUUCAGGGGGUUUGUGAACGAGCUGCCGGAAGGUUGCCGGCUGACUAUUGUGUCGGAUUCGUGCCACAGCGGGGGGCUCAUUGAUCAAUCUAUAGAGCAGAUAGGCGAAAGCCACAAGGGGCAACAGAGUGAAUCUAGCUUCGGUCAUGGGAUCAAGAACUUUCUGAAGGAGCGCACAGGAGAUGCACUCGAGUCUCGUGGAAUCCACCUUCCUUCUGCAUUUCGCCGCCAUGGACGCGAUGAGGAAGAGUCUGAGGACAGAGAGAUUGACCUUGGAGAUGGUGAGUGGGGAAAUAUCAAGAGCAGAGAGCUGCCACUCUCAACUCUCAUAGAGGUGCUCAAGCAGAAGACAGGUAAGACUGAUAUUGAUGUUGGGAAGCUGAGGCCAACACUGUUUGAUGUCUUCGGAGAUGAUGCUAGUCCCAAGGUGAAGAAGUUCAUGAAGGUCAUCUUGAACAAACUCCAGAACCACGAGGGUGAAGGCAGUGGUGGGUUGAUGGGGAAGAUAGGAGGCCUGGCUCAAGAGUUUCUUAGAAAAAAGCUCGAAGAGAACGAGGAGUAUGCAAAGCCGGCUUUAGAUACAGAAAUGGGUGGCAAGGAAGAGGUUUAUGCCGGAGCAUCUCGUCGUGCUAGUCCUGACGGCGGGAUUCUCAUCAGUGGCUGUCAGACGGACCAGACUUCUGCUGAUGCCACUCCUUCAGGAGAUCCGUCCCAAGCUUAUGGAGCUCUUAGUAAUGCAAUUCAGACUAUACUCGCUGAAGAAGGUGGUGAAAUAUCAAACCAAAGGCUUGUUCACAGGGCAAGGGAGAUUCUGAAGGAACAGGGUUACAAGCAGCGACCUGGGCUUUAUUGCAGCGACCAUCACACCGAUGCGCCUUUUGUGUGCUGAUCUAAAGUCUUUAUCUUUGUAUUAUUUGAAUAAUGUGAAGUGUGCUUCUGCUGCUUUUAGUUUUAAGUUCGAUGAGAACUUGGAUAUAGAGGAAAUUCUGUUUUAUUAAUUAUUCGAAUGCUCUUGGCCA